Dendronephthya gigantea is the source of this 1552-nucleotide messenger RNA. Its product is annotated as prenylated Rab acceptor protein 1-like. Gene Ontology annotation, cellular component: Golgi apparatus. NCBI's taxonomy places the organism in Eukaryota, Metazoa, Cnidaria, Anthozoa, Malacalcyonacea, Nephtheidae. The transcript is spliced from 4 exons. The record is from RefSeq and is a predicted model, not a curated record. Bases 31 to 576 code for a protein of 181 amino acids.
CAAUCACAAAAAUUAAAAUUAUAAAAGAAGAUGGAAGACGUGGACGCAGAAGUUUCUGGAGAAAUAGAAAUGUCUUCUUUAACAACUGCUGUUGCCUCGUCUUCAUAUUUCGGCAAAAUAAAAUCAUGGAUAGGGGAGAAGCGCUCGAAAAUAAGACCUUGGUCAGAAUUUCUUGAUAUGAAAAGAUUUUCCAAGCCAAAAAACAGCUCCGAAAUGACGUCUAGAAUGACGAAGAAUGUUGAAGUAUAUCAAGCAAAUUAUGUUUUUAUUUUUCUCGGAUUAGCUACUUAUUGCGUUCUUACCUCACCGAUUUUGUUAAUUGCAUUGUCAAUUUCUGGUGGAGCAACCUGGUAUAUUAAUUAUAUAAAUAAAUCCAGACCUCUUACAAUAGCUGGUCGUCAAUUCAGUCUUGCUGAACAAUAUGCCCUUGUAGCCUUGAUAUGUUUACCAUUAUUCUUCCUUGCAUCAGCUGGAUCAACUGUGUUUUGGAUCAUAGGAGCAUCCUUCUUUGUUAUUGCCCUUCAUGCAUCUUUCUUUGCUGUUACAACAUCCUCAGAGUUAUCGGAUGCUAUAUAGUUGUAGGUACCAGAAUCACAUCUAAUGACAGUGUAACCUGGAUUUCUGACUUACAGUAUAAUGGUAAACUCUUGCCAGUUAUAUAUUCCAUAUAGACUUGUAUGCAUUCUUUUCUCAAUAUUGAUAUAACAGUUCACACCUUCUUUUGUUUCUACUUUUAUAUUGGUACAGUGACUAUAAAUAAUAUAGAUAUAAUAUGCUGUACAUAAUAUGUUAUAUAAUACAACCUUUACCACACCAUAUUGUACACUUACUAGCUCUUAACUUAACAUAUACAUAUAUAGCGCAACACAUUUCUAAAGCAUUCUGAAAACUGCUUCAACUGAAACAACUGCAGAGUCGUAAUCAGUUUGAUAAUACUAGGAAUUUGUCGCGAUUUUCCAAUUUAUAACGAUUGAAGCUAAGAAGGUGCAUGUUCACUGAUAAAAUUUUCGAUUUAUUUGUCCUAGUUUCUGGAGCCGCUUCUUUUUUUUUUAAUUUAAAACCCAAGGACAAGGUUAGCUGUAAUCGGGCUUCGAACAACCUGCUAAACAACGUGGGACUCGGCAAGUAAUAUUUUCUUUCGCGAAACAAUUUAAAAAAAUCAUUUAUUAAUCGACGUGGUGGAUACGUUCCAAAAUAAUUUGGGUAACGUCGCAUUAAAUAAAAGUAAAAAACAAAAUCCUCAUAGUCGGAUGUAGUAGUCCCGAAAAUGGCACUUGUUAAGACCUUAAUAAGCAUUCGUUUGCAAAUUUUACUAACGAGUAGUUAAAAAUAACGUGAUAAUGAACAAAAAAACUAUUAGCAUUGCCUUCUGGGAAAAAACUAUGCCAUUUUUGGCCCAUAUUUAAUAGUAGUCAUUUGUACCUAACGUAUCAAAACGAGCAUUGAUUGUGACUUCCAAAAUAUGUUCGUGGUGAUUUCUUGGGGUAGAAAGAGAAUAAUCUAUGGAUUUAUAUUAUCUACCAAAUUGAAAAAAAUGAACCAAAUUGAAAAA